UGCCAACAAUUGGGGGUGCAUGUGUAAAACAACUACAUUUAAGAAUGGUGAACAUUUUGUUACUGUUUGUUACAAAUCAAUAAAUGCAUUUUGUUCUCAUGGGCUCCCAUAGAAGGAAACAUGACAUCUAAUAUGGCAUCACCCAGAGACUUAGACCCGCACCCAUGUAUUGUAGACCUGAUUUUUAUUGUUGUAUGUUAUGAAACUGCCAAUAUUUUUCAACAACUGGGCAUCAUUUCAUUUGUUUUGAACAAAAUGUUGAUGGAUAUUUCCAGAAACGAAUGGUAAAAACUACACAUUGUCUCUUUAAAUUUGUUAUAUUUUUCCUGGCGAUAGGGGGCAGUACAUACCUAAAUCAUUGCAAGCAGUUGGCAUUUUUGUGUUUAAGACCUUACCAACGGAUGGUCAUUAGGGUCAAAAACCCCUGAGUGCUUUGUUCCUAAUAAUAAUAAACCGUGGCUUUUGACCACAUAAGACCACAGCACAUACUCGUCUGUUAACACCAUCUGGUGGCCUAAUUCUGACAUUGCUCAGGAAUGUUCUGACUAAUCUCUUGAUCUCAUUAACUUGAAUCCGUUUCAGAGGAAGAUGAAGUCCUGUUUUGUAAGAUUUUGUAGACUAGUUUGUUUACCAUUGAGCAUCCCUCUUUACGUACUGGAGUUAGUGGGCCUGUUUGGUUUGUACAAACGUAUAUUUCCCAUGCUGGCUUACAACAUUACAUUUUCUUACAAUGACAAAAUGCACGAAGUGAAGAGGGAACUGUUUCGAAACGUGGCGAAGUUUUCCAACUCUGAGGGUGGGCUUCGUUUGUUGGAAGUUGGUUGUGGCAGCGGAGCGAACUUCCAGUUUUACCCUUACGGAUGCACGGUGACCUGCACCGACCCCAAUGCGCACUUUGAGCGGUACCUGCGACUGAGCAUGGACGCUAACAAACACCUGACUUAUGACAAAUUCUUAGUACUCUCCGGAGAAGACAUGCAGGAGGUGGAGGACGAGUGUGUGGAUGUUGUUGUCUGCACACUAGUCCUGUGUUCUGUCAAAAACGUGCCCAAGGUCCUGCAGGAGGUCCGACGCAUCCUCAGAACGGGAGGAGCCUUCUAUUUUUUGGAGCAUGUGGUCUCGGAUUCCUCCAUGUGGACGUACUUCUUCCAGUAUGUGUUUGAGCCCAUUUGGUACUAUCUUGGGGAUGGAUGCAUGGUUACCAGAACAACGUGGAAAGACCUGGAGGCAGCUGGGUUUGCUGAACUUCACUUAAAACACAUAGAAGCUCUAGGCGUUUCUUUAGUGAUAAGGCCGCACAUCGUGGGAUAUUCUAUCAAAUGACUGCUAGGGAAAAGUUGGUUUAUUAA
This is a messenger RNA of Nothobranchius furzeri (turquoise killifish), 1349 nucleotides long. Its product is annotated as thiol S-methyltransferase TMT1A. The record is from RefSeq and is a predicted model, not a curated record. Gene Ontology annotation, molecular function: S-adenosylmethionine-dependent methyltransferase activity. Lineage: Eukaryota; Metazoa; Chordata; Actinopteri; Cyprinodontiformes; Nothobranchiidae.